AUGGAAAAGAAAUUUGAGAAGUUUUUAAAGGUCUUUAAGAAGCUCCACAUAAACAUCUCAUUUGUUGAUGCCUUAGCUCAAAUGCCCAGCUAUGCAAAAUUCAUGAAGGAAAUUUUGUUGAAUAAGAGGAAGUUGGAGAAGCAUGAAAUUGUCAUGCUAACGGAGGAGAGUAGCACCAUAUUGCAAAACAAACUACCACCUAAGCUUAAAGAUCUAGAGAGUUUUACUAUUCCUUAUACCAUUGGUAGUUUAUUCUUUGAACGAGCUUUAUGUGAUUUGGGUGCUACUAUCAACCUAAUUCCAUAUUCUAUUUUCAGGACACUUGGGUUAGGAGAAGAAAAGCCUACAAGAAUAUCAUUACAGCUCCCUGAUCAAUCUGUGAAACAUCCACGUGGGAUUAUCGAAGACAUUUUGGUGAAAGUGGACAAGUUUAUCUUCCCAGCUGAUUUCGUCAUAUGGGAGAGGAUAGGGAUGUUCCGCUGA
Diospyros lotus (date-plum) is the source of this 483-nucleotide messenger RNA. RefSeq lists its product as uncharacterized. The coding region runs from base 1 to 483 and encodes 160 amino acids. Lineage: Eukaryota; Viridiplantae; Streptophyta; Magnoliopsida; Ericales; Ebenaceae. The record is from RefSeq and is a predicted model, not a curated record. The transcript has a single exon.